Laccaria bicolor S238N-H82 is the source of this 1263-nucleotide messenger RNA. RefSeq lists its product as uncharacterized. Bases 1 to 1263 code for a protein of 420 amino acids. The transcript has a single exon. The record is from RefSeq and is a predicted model, not a curated record. Lineage: Eukaryota; Fungi; Basidiomycota; Agaricomycetes; Agaricales; Hydnangiaceae. Gene Ontology annotation, molecular function: metal ion binding.
AUGACGGAUCUGGAUCUUCAGACAGAUCAAACACUCUCCACUUCCAACGACCAAACCUCCUCUGAGCCCCCCCCGCAAGCAGACUCCACUCAGCCAUCUGCAUUGCUCCCGGUAGAAGCUGUUGAGGAGUGUGAGAAGUGUGUGGAGGAAUACCGUGCUGGCACAGCAGACAAAGUCCUUGUUUUCCUGCGCCUCCAGACCAUCAUCAGUCGUUAUGCCACUGAUGAUCAAGCCAGACCUACUAUCCAGGCUCUCAAGUCCUACCUCGCAAUGCUUGACAACCAUGACCGACUUCGGGAGGGAGCAGUGGAAAGAGGUCGACUCUCUGCUGAGUCGGAUUCAGCUAGACGACACACCGAACCUGGUGAAGCCGAGCCUGGCAUCUCGCCUCAGGGAGAACUCUCUCCCCAGGACAAGGUUGAGGACACGUCCAAGCGCCCUCGAUCUCCUGGACCGGAUGACAGGCCCGAUUCCCCCUCUUCCAAACGGCACAUCGACCCCUCGCGGUUCCCCUGGGUCAUCCAGGAGGAAGUUGAUCCGGCCCCGCUCUCACUCGAGCUCAGACAGACACAGACCUGUCUUGAGAACUUCGCCAGGGAUCCGAAAUUUGCGAAGUCGUCCCUACUCAAUUCAGCUCGAUGCCCCCAGUUCCCCGAUGGGGAAUGGACCAACAUCAUCCUUGGACGGGUUGUUGACCUCGACCACGUCCUCUCUGGAAUCUAUGCUGUGGGAGCCGACGACCGCAAACGAGAAAAGGUUGGAACCCUUGAAUUCGUCGUCGGCUCCUGCACUCCUGCUAAGACUGUCCGAUCCCAUUCUGACUGGACCAUCGCCUGGGAUGGAUAUGUCGAGGCCUUACUCUUUGUCUUCCCUCACCGCAACUCUGAACUCAUCGCAUAUGCGAAGUUCAUCCGCCAGCUCUUCACCUCCAUGCCCCCAGAGCGCCAUGGACGCGUCCUUCAUUUUGAUAAGGCCGUUCGACUAUGCGUCUCUCAACGACGGGACUUACUGCUUACGGACCACGCUAAUUUCACCAACCUCAGCCUGCUCUGGCUCCAAAAUGGUGGUGGAUCAUCCGGGCUACCUAGAAAUGAAACCACCAGAUCCUCCCGUCGUCCCUCUUCCUCGUCCAAGCCCAGACGCGAAGCUUGUCGGCGCUUCAACGCUGGCACCUGCCCCAACUCUCAGUCCUCGUGCGACUACGCUCACAUUUGCUCAAAAUGUCGCGGGACGGGCCACAUCGCCUCUGCCUGUGGGAAGUGA